AUGUCGACGCGCGGUGAAGAUCGUAACUAUCACAAAGUGGUCUAUGCAAGCCGAAGCCGUGCUCCGGAUCGGGUGGAAGGAGAGCCUCCCCUGCGCCGGCCGCGACGGGAUUAUGACUACGAUCAUGACUACGAUCAUGAUAGAUCCUAUUCGCGUGACCAUCGAGAUGACCGAAUUUUAGUUGAAAGAAACGCACGGGCUGACGACCUUCGGGGAUAUCACCCGCCGGCUCAAUCUGCGCUCGUUCCCAGCAGGACAAAAACUACCUAUGAAAUUGGUAGAGACAGAAAUUCAGAGGCCUAUGUAAAGCGGUCAAAUACUCUUGUCAUUGCUCCCACCAACCCAAGGUCCGAAUUUGAGGUUCUCCGGCCCCAAAGAAGAGAUGACGGGACCUACGUGGUUGACCUGGCGACCUCGCGAGGCUAUGAUGAUCGAGACUAUGGCUACGAUCCUCGAGCAAGGUACUACGAUGCGCCACCUCCAUCAAGGAAUAGAAGAGAUGAAGACGUAAUUAUGUACGAUACGUCAAGGGCUCGUGUCGGGGACCGUGCAAUCAGUCAUGCGAGCUAUAAUGAUGUCCAGGUCAUCGAAGACACCGACGAUGGUCCACGCGAUCGCCGCCGAGGCAGGGAACCUGAAAUUGUUCCUGAAGAGAUUAUGGCAUCGCCGCCGAGACUUCGAAGCUCCAUGCGUGGAAGAAAUGAAUCGCCUCCGGAGGAAUGGAAGAUCCGGAGAUCUCACAGUGUGGGCUUUUACAAAGACCAGAUCAGUCACCACGAUGCGAGUGAGAGCCGCCAUGAACGCCCGGGUGCCGAGGCGCAUCUUGCCGGUCGGUAUCUUCAUCAUGACGAUGACGAUGACGAUGAUUACAUCCAACAGCCCAGAGUGAGUUAUAGAGCAAGAUCCAGGUCCAGAGGGGGCCACGGGCCUCGACAUAGUGAUCCACGAUUGCGAGACUAUGACUACGAAGAUGAUAGAGGGACCUAUACCGAAGAAACAAUGAGACAAUAUGAAUAUGAGGACAGGAAAGAAGCAUAUCCACCACAACGGGAAUCAAGAAGGCAUCGUCAUCACCGUUAUGACGACGACGAUCGCUCCACAUAU
Molecule: messenger RNA, 1104 nt
Organism: Exophiala aquamarina CBS 119918
Lineage: Eukaryota; Fungi; Ascomycota; Eurotiomycetes; Chaetothyriales; Herpotrichiellaceae
Exons: 1
Source: RefSeq, a predicted model, not a curated record